Molecule: messenger RNA, 1327 nt
Organism: Oncorhynchus keta (chum salmon)
Lineage: Eukaryota; Metazoa; Chordata; Actinopteri; Salmoniformes; Salmonidae
Gene: pmch
Product: pro-melanin-concentrating hormone
Exons: 2
Coding region: 615-1079 (154 amino acids)
Biological process (GO): behavior; chemical synaptic transmission
Molecular function (GO): type 1 melanin-concentrating hormone receptor binding; melanin-concentrating hormone activity
Source: RefSeq, a predicted model, not a curated record
CCCCACAGAGCAUUAAUGCCUGUAACCAUUGACGUAGUUUGGUGAUGAUAACUCACUGUAGGCAAUCUGUUGGUUUCUUUCAGAUUGCACAGUAGGCAUAUGUUCCACCAUUUACUUUCCACCUUUGAAAGUGACCAGCAUUGAGAAGUGAGACCUUUGUGAGACUAAUUUGAGACCUACGAUCUUUGAGGGGCCUGAGGAGACCCCUCUACAGGAGGGAAGAGAUGACUUUUGAAAAGACGUUGCCCCCCCACUUUCAAAUACAGCACGUCCUUACAUCCGACAGUAAUCCAGCUAUUAUUCACCUACCCUCCCUUCUGAUUAGACUACAUAAAGGAGCAUUCAAAGCUGCUUUACAAAUUUGCUAUGACCUGUGCCAUGUUAUCCUUUUCAAUGACGACAUGGGCCAAGCUCAGCAGGAGACUUCAAAUCUCCUCUACACACAUAUGGCUUUGUAAUGAUGAUUUUUUUUUUUUAAUCCACUGUUUUGGCUUUUCGUGAUAUAAAAGAGCUGAUGGGCCACUGACCAACAGUCAUCACAGGUGAGCGUAACUGAAGUCCACUCUCAAUUACCUUCGCAAGGCCGUUAGGACCAAGAUAAUAUAGUACGAAUCAUGAUCCCCCUAUACUCUGUUAUAUUCACACUAAUGCUGUUCUCUGAGUUUAACACCGGCUCGGUCAUCUUUGCUGUACAGACAGGCAAGCUGGACGAGGGUAGGACAGAGCAGGAGAGCCUGCGAUCGAUACUAGGCGAAGACACAAUGAGCGACAACACUCUGGCUGCCCCGAGGUUCAGACAGGAGCCUGUCCUGGACAACAGACUGGGCGACGAAGAGGACAACACAAAGUAUCUCAUCCUUUCAGACAUUGGACUGAAAGGGCACACCAGACAUGGCAUGAACACAGCUUUCUCCCGAGCCCUUCCUGUCCUCCCCGACCGAGCCACAGAUCACUCUCCCGCUGAAUAUAGCCUGAAAGUAGAGCGCAGGGAGGCCGACCUUGAGAGUAAGUAUCGACCAGCAACUUCCUGUUAUUUUUCCUUUCUACGGUCCCUGUAUCCGUUCAAUCUUGGGCAUUAGAAAGAUCCAGGUCACCGUCAUUCCGCAUGUCAAAUGGGUGACGAUACUAGCAUUAAAAGCAUAACUGAGUGUGUUGAUACUUUUGCCCAUGAUGUUCCAUUCAUUAUUUGGAACAAGAGUUUUAUCUGCUGGACUUGUGACAUUUCAGACAUAUAAAAGCAACAAAUUGAAGACUAUAGAAGGUUAUGACAGCAUUAUUAAAAAGAGCUAAUGCUUUAAAAUAACUGCAAUUCUACCAAUUUUAUUCC